AAGGAAUUUCUGAGAUUGGCUCAAAGCUUCCAUGUAAUUUUCGAGGAGCGUUGUAAGUUGUAUCGCUUCUCUGAUGAUACAAGGGAGUGGAAAGAGCGUGGAACAGGCUCGAUGAAAGUGCUUGAAAACACCAACACUAAGAAGUGUCGUGUUGUGAUGCGCAGGGACCAGGUUGGUAGCGUAUCUGACACAAUAGUCUUCAAAGUGUGCGCGAACCAUCAGUUACUGCCGGGCAUGACGAUUCAAGUAAUGCCGCGUCAAGAAAAAGCUAUGAUGUGGUAUUGUGAAGAUUUCUCCGAGGACCAAAAGUCCCAUGAAAAACUCUCAGCUCGAUUCGCAAGUGUGGAAGUGGCUAAUAAGUUCAAGGAAGUUUUCGAGAAAGCAGUAAAAAAUGCUGAAGGUGGUGAGUCGUCUCCAGUGAAACCGACGAAGAAGAAAAAAGCGGAGGACAAAGAGAAAAGCUCUGAUAGUAAUGAAUCGGUUCCGCAGAAAGGCUACGGAGACCAGUUCAAGCUGCAGCCUGGACAGUGCGUUUAUUUCCACCGCUAUUGUGAUAUUUCAGAAAGAGGCAUUGGAAACGGUCUAGGUGUAUUGAUAAAGAUAAGGACGAGAAAGAAGCAGCGACACAACCUAAAACUGAGCAAAAGGUACAGUAAAUCAAUGAUCAUUACAAACAAAGUGUUUGGCAGUGGAUUUGGUGGUAACUUGUCAUUUGCUAGCCUCGCGAAAUCGGCUUCAGGAUCUAUUUUUGAUUCAGCCCAUACACAGAAGGCUCAGGCUGAAUUUGCAGCUCAAGCAAAGAGCAAGGCUCAUAGCAAGCACAAAGAAGGAGGAGAAGGAGACGGAGAACACGGUGCUGAUGAAGAAUACGAACCUGAUGUACAGUUCGCUCCGGUAGUUCCUCUACCAGAUCUUGUUGAUGUUGUGACCGGUGAAGAAGGGGAAGAGGUUUGUUGUGUGUUAAGCCCAUUCAUUCGAUUUUCUCAUGAAGUCCGUGAAAUGUUGGGAGACUUAAUACUACGAAAUCCUAAAACUAAUAAAUAUCGUGUGGUGAUGCGCCGUGAACAAGUUCACAAGGUCUGUGCAAAUUUCGCCAUUGCGCCUAAAACUGAAUUGAAUGAAAAGAAAGGAAUGCCGAACGUCUACAAUUGGGUCUGUCGCGAUUAUUCGGAAUCACCGGAUGGGGUGGACGAGAUUUUCACAGCAAAGUUCAAAACAGCCGAAAUUGCAAAGGAGUUCCACGACAAGUUUAUGGAAGCUGUGGCGGCGGUGGUUAGCUCUAUCGAUUUUAAGCAUUAA
Molecule: messenger RNA, 1299 nt
Organism: Haemonchus placei
Lineage: Eukaryota; Metazoa; Nematoda; Chromadorea; Rhabditida; Trichostrongylidae
Source: the annotation of a GenBank genome assembly